This is a messenger RNA of Tupaia belangeri chinensis (Chinese tree shrew), 2756 nucleotides long. It is a transcript of the gene SLC39A11, whose product is annotated as solute carrier family 39 member 11. The coding region runs from base 115 to 1143 and encodes 342 amino acids. Lineage: Eukaryota; Metazoa; Chordata; Mammalia; Scandentia; Tupaiidae. The transcript has 10 exons. Gene Ontology annotation, biological process: zinc ion transmembrane transport. Gene Ontology annotation, cellular component: membrane. The record is from RefSeq and is a predicted model, not a curated record. Gene Ontology annotation, molecular function: zinc ion transmembrane transporter activity.
CGUGUGCCAGGAGGGAAGCAGGAAGUGACUGCAGAGUGGAGCCGGCGAGCGAGCGGCAGCGGGGGCUGAUGGAAGUGGAGUGGGGGCUGGAGAGGGCACCCUACUGUAUCCAGCAUGCUCCAAGGCCACAGCUCCGUGUUCCAGGCCUUGCUGGGGACCUUCUUCACCUGGGGGAUGACGGCAGCCGGCGCGGCUCUCGUGUUCAUAUUCUCUAGUGGACAGAGGCGGAUCUUAGAUGGAAGUCUUGGCUUUGCUGCAGGGGUCAUGCUGGCAGCUUCCUACUGGUCUCUCCUGGCCCCAGCAGUCGAGAUGGCCACGUCCUCGGGGGGCUUUGGUGCCUUCGCCUUCUUCCCAGUGGCCGUCGGCUUUACCUUGGGAGCUGCGUUUGUCUACCUGGCUGACCUCCUGAUGCCUCACCUGGGUGCAGCAGAAGACCCCCAGACGGCCCUGGCGCUGAACUUGGACCCGACGUUGAUGAAGAAGAAGGCUGACCCCGAGGGUCCCACGCUGCUCUUCCCUGGGAGUGAACUCUCCAUCCGGAUAGGUAGAGCUGGGCUUCUUUCAGACAAGAGUGAGAAUGGUGAGGCAUAUCAGAGGAAGAAGGCAGCUGCUGGCCUUCCAGAGGGCCCUGCUUCCCUGGUGCCUUCCCGAGGGACUCUGGUGCAGCCCAGCAGCGGCAGCAGCUGGAGGAGGAUUGUGCUGCUCAUCUUGGCCAUCACCAUACACAACGUGCCAGAGGGCCUUGCUGUUGGAGUUGGAUUUGGGGCUGUAGAGAAAACAGCAUCUGCCACCUUUGAGAGUGCGAGGAACUUGGCCAUUGGAAUUGGGAUCCAGAACUUCCCGGAGGGCCUGGCUGUCAGCCUCCCCUUGCGGGGUGCAGGCUUCUCCACCUGGAGAGCUUUCUGGUACGGGCAGCUCAGUGGCAUGGUGGAGCCCCUGGCCGGGGUCUUCGGUGCCUUUGCCGUGGUCCUGGCUGAGCCCAUCCUGCCGUACGCUCUGGCCUUUGCUGCGGGAGCCAUGGUCUACGUGGUCAUGGAUGACAUCAUCCCUGAAGCCCAGAUCAGUGGUAACGGGAAGCUGGCGUCCUGGGCCUCCAUCCUGGGAUUUGUAGUCAUGAUGUCACUGGAUGUUGGCUUGGGGUAGCGCCCAGAAUGCCUGGGACUCCCGAAAGGCAGCACGAGGAAAUGGAAGUGAUUGGCUUCGACGGGACCACACGCCUCCUCCCAUUAAAACAUUUUUCCUUCCUCUCCUCUUCAUCUCAUUGUCCUGAUUGACUCUGAUUAUAAAAUGACAAUUUUUUACUUUUGCUUUUGAGGGAGAUAUUGGCUUUAUUUGGAAUUUCAAGGAGUCAUGGAACUAUGAGUUUUUGUUUUGGCCACUGAAUGGAACCAGUGAGAUUCUCAAGGACGUACAGAUCAGAGAAAUCUACUUCCGUGCCUUCAUCUCCUUCACUAGAUUCCAUGGCAACUCCUCAAGGUCACCCACGGAAGCGAGCUACCCAGAGAAGUCUCCUGAGUACCUUGGGUGGCGACUCGGCGCAGAAUGGCCCGUACGUCUCUCAUCCGCCUCUCCUGUUCCCUCCCCGCUGACCACCUGCCCGUCUGGAAUGCCGGGGUGCAGGACGGGCCACCUACUUCCCACGGCCAAGCCAGCCCCAGCAGGAGAAAUAUGCCUUCCUCUACCUCCCUGGAGAGACACAGUAAGGGAGAAGGGAGGGAGGUGCAGACAAAGGGAAGGAUAGCCUAGUUCUUUCUUUUUUUAGGCAAAUAUCGCUAUUAUUGAAAUAAGGGAAUUAGGGAGUCAGACGAUCGUGGAUAAGCAGUGAGUCCUGCGAAGAGGACAGAGUAUGGCUUUGAUGAGAGAUGCCUUGUUCCUGGAUCCCAAGAACAAAGUGGCUUGUCAUGGUUACCAAGUCCCCUGGGCCAUUGUUUUGCUAAGUUUAUAGUCUGGAUUUUCUGAAGAGACAUGGAGAUACCAGCAAAUCGCUAGAACCCAAGCCCUUCUUUUACCAGUGGAGGGACCCGCUUCAGUUAAUGUGAGUGAAUGAAAGACCUUUGGAAUCUGCAGUGGGUCCUUCCAGUUGACCCUUUGGUAACUUGAAACCUGACCAUGCACUCUUGAGCUGCAAAAGGCUUUACUGGAGUCUGGCUGGAGGGCUUAUGAUGGGAAAGGAAAAAGGGACAGAAAAAGAAGAGAUCCAUUCUCAUUUCCCCUUUAAAGUCCAUUUUAGCCAAGCUGACAUUCAGAAGUGACCUAAAAAAUAACUUGAGCUACAUUAGAAACCGAUUACUCCUUCAUACACGUAGCUUCUCCAGCCGGGUUGAUCUGACCUGUUUGCUUCAAAAACAGCUAGGGCCUGCCAUCUUCAGUAGUCAAGGAAUACCGGACUCUGAGUGGGCUCCACUGAGAAGGCACCAGCCCAGGAGCCAGAUAGCUAGGCAUUGUGUUAUCAACGCCUGUUUUCUAAGUUUACAUGUUUAAUUGCUUCCAAGGGUAAAUCCUACCCUCUGAAUGCUCUAAGAGCCCAAACGCCAACCUUGGGCUGGGUUCAUGUAUGGUCUUCCAAAGCACUGAUGAUCAAGUUGAAGACACAUUCAGAGGUUUGAUUGGUUGAGAUGAACUGGUUUGGUGGUUGGUUUAUGUAUGUUUUAUUUUAUGUCAUUGUGGGUAGUUCUACCUAAUGCAAAUUGUUCUUUCUGAUGGCCAAGACCUCAUAACUGUGAUUAAUAUAUCAUUAAAGGGGAUAUUGUUGCGGA